Nycticebus coucang (slow loris) is the source of this 9919-nucleotide messenger RNA. It is a transcript of the gene MAP2, whose product is annotated as microtubule associated protein 2. The transcript is spliced from 18 exons. Lineage: Eukaryota; Metazoa; Chordata; Mammalia; Primates; Lorisidae. The record is from RefSeq and is a predicted model, not a curated record. Gene Ontology annotation, biological process: microtubule cytoskeleton organization; neuron projection development. The coding region runs from base 450 to 6251 and encodes 1933 amino acids. Gene Ontology annotation, cellular component: neuron projection. Gene Ontology annotation, molecular function: microtubule binding.
UCGGCGCUCAGACGGGGACGGACGCUCGGGCUGCGCGGGCUCUGGGCAGCAGCAGCAGCAGCAUCCUCUCUUUCUUUUCCUCCCUUCCGUUUCUUUCUCUUCCUUCUCCUUCUCUCCCCUCCUCCCCACCCCUUCUUCCCUCAGCCCGUCUUCCCCUCUCCGAGCAGCAGCUCUUUGAUCCGUGAGCUGGGCAGCUGCGACGGCGGGCGCAUCCCGGUUCUGCGCCCAGAUUUUAUUGAUCUGAUUCAAAAUAUCUUGUGACUUCUGACUGGAAUUAAGAUUCUUCAGCUUGUUGUUUCUAAUCGAGGGAGCAUUGAUUGGGAACUACUCAUUCAGAAAAUUAAAAGAAAGAAGCUAGAACGUAUUAUCAACCCUUUGAGAACACAACAUAACGAAGUUUACUUAUUUUACCACUUGCAUAAAUAGGAAAACUUACAAAGCAUUGAAGAAUGGCCGAUGAACGGAAAGAUGAAGCAAAGGCACCUCACUGGGCCUCCGCUCAACUAACAGAGGCCUCAGCACAUCCACAUCAACCUGAGAUUAAGGAUCAAGGUGGGGCAGGGGAAGAAUUUGUCCGAAGUGCCAAUGGAUUCCCAUAUAGGGAGGAUGAAGACGGCGCCUUUGGGGAACAUGGGUCACAGGGCACCUAUUCAAAUGCCAAAGAGAAUGGGAUCAACGGAGAGCUGACCUCAGCAGACAGAGAAACAGCAGAGGAGGUGUCUGCAAGGAUAGUUCAAGUAGUCACUGCUGAGGCUGUUGCGGUCCUGAAAGGUGAACAAGAAAAAGAAUCUCAGCAUAAAGACCAGCCUGCACCUCUGCCUCUAGCAGCUGAAGAAACCCCUAAUCUGCCUCCUUCUCCACCUCCGUCACCAGCCUCAGAACAGACUAUCACAGUGGAAGAAGAAACUCUAGAGAGCCGGAAGGCUGAGGAAGCGAGACCUGGCGCUCUCCCUGGGAAGGAGUGUGGGGCUGCUGAGGCCUCAGGCCGCCCCCAGGGCCUCAGUGCGCAGGCGCAGAUAGUUCCUGAAGAGCGCGCCCCCUGGGCGUCCCAUGAGAAAAGUGUCCAAGAGGGCCAGGAGGUGUCUCCAGCAGUAAAAUCCCCUUCCUCUGCGGGGGAAGAUUUACUUACAGCCUCGAAGAUGGAGUUCCAAGAUCAGCAGGAAUUGACUCCCUCUACAGCUGACCUUGUAGACCAGAAGGAAAAAGAGUCAGAGAAACAAAGUAAGCCUGGUGAAGACCUUAAACACGCUGCCUUAGAUGCUCAGCUAGAGACGGCUAUCGCUUAUCCUGAUACAAAGGAUGUGCAAGGCAUGGAAGAAGAAAAGGCACCUCCGGCUUUGUUUGCGCACACUCUCAUUGCCAGCCUGGAAGACAUGACGCAGAAAACAGAACCCAGUCUGGUAGUGCCUGGCAUUGACCUUCCUGCACAGCCUCCCACUCCAAAAGAACAAAAGGACUGGUUCAUUGAAAUGCCAAUGGAAGCAAGAAAGGAUGAGUGGGGUUUAGUUGCUCCAAUAUCUCCUGGCCCCCUGACACCCAUGAGGGAGAAAGACGUAUUUGAGGAUAUCCCCAAAUGGGAAGGCAAACAAUUUGAUUCUCCCAUGCCAAGUCCCUUUCAAGGAGGAAGCUUCACUCUUCCUUUUGAUGUCAUGAAGAAUGAAGUAGUUACAGAAGCAUCACCCUUUGUCCCUGCCUUUUUACAGCCAGAUGACAAAAAAUCUGUGCAAGAAACCAGUGGCCCAGCUACUGCCAAAGAUAGUUCUAAAGUCGAAGAGCCCCAUAAAGAUAAAAUGGCUGAAGCACCAGCCUCAGAGGCAAUUGCUUUACCCAAAGAUGCUCACGUUCCAGUUGUAGAAGAAAGUGUUAUGGAGAAAGUUCUAAGGGAGGAAACAGGGGCCAUAAGUCAAGAGAGUGUGCAGAAAAAAGAUACUCCCAUUGCCAGCGGACUGGAACCUACACCCUCUGAAAAGGAACCUCAGCUGAAGCUUGAAGAAAAAGGAACCCUUUCUGACAAAGACGCUAUGCCAAAGGAGAGUAGACCCCUAACAUUGGCAGAUGAAGAAACAGGCAUAAUCCAGACCUCCACAGAGCAUGCUUACUCAAAAGAACAGAAAAGCCCUGAGCCGCCCAUAGAUACAUUAAAACAAGAUGCAUUCCCUGUAAAUUUGGAGCAAGCAGUUACAGAUUCAGCCAUGACCUCAAAGGCACUGGAGAAAGUCAUGACAGAACCAGCUGCACUAAGUGAAAAAAGUGCAAUCCAGGGACUUUUUGAAGAGAAAGUUGCUGACAAAGAUAGUAGGAUUGAAGGACUCAGUGCGGCAACAUCAGCUGAACUCGACAUGCCGUUUUAUGAAGAUAAAUCAGGAAUGUCCAAGUACUUUGAAACAUCUGCCUUGAAAGAAGAAGUAACAAAAAGCAUUCAGCUGGGCAGUGACUACUAUGAACUGAGUGACACUAGAGAAAGUGCCCCUGCGUCUAUUGAUACCAUAUCCCCCGGGCAUAAAGAUGGUGACAAGGGAUUUCAAGCAGGGAAAGAAUCCCAGCCUAGCACUCCAGCACAAGAAGCAGGGUACAGCACUCUUGCACAGAGUUAUCCCUCUGAUUUACCUGAAGAACCCAGUUCUCCUCAAGAGAGAAUGUUCACCAUCGAUCCAAAAGUGUAUGGGGAGAAAAGAGAUCUCCACAGUAAGAAUAAGGAUGACUUGACACUUAGCAGGAGUUUAGGACUUGGUGGUAGGUCUGCAAUAGAACAGAGAAGCAUGUCAAUCAAUUUGCCCAUGUCUUGCCUGGAUUCUAUAGCCCUUGGAUUUAACUUUGGUCGGGGUCACGAUCUUUCUCCUCUAGCUUCUGAUAUUCUAACCAAUACUAGUGGAAGUAUGGAUGAAGGGGAUGAUUACCUUCCAGCCACCACACCUGCAGUAGAGAAAGGCCCUUGCUUCCCAAUAGAAAGCAAAGAGGAAGAACAGAUAGAAAAAGUAAAAGCUACUGCAGAAGAAACUACUCAAGUGGAGACAACAUGUGAGUCACCAUUCCUAGCCAAAGAUUAUUACAAAAAUGGUACUGUCAUGGCCCCCGACCUGCCUGAAAUGCUAGACCUGGCAGGCACAAGGUCAAGAUUAGCAUCUGUGAGUGCAGAUGCCGAGGUUGCCAGGAGAAAAUCAGUUCCAUCAGAGACUGUGGUUGAGGAGAGUAGUACUGGUUUGCCCCCUGUAACUGAUGAAAACCACAUUGCUGUAAAAACGGACAGUCAGCUUGAAGACCUGGGCUACUGUGUGUUCAAUAAAUACACAGUCCCACUCCCAUCCCCUGUUCAAGACAGUGAAAAUUUAUCAGGCGACAGUGGCUCCUUUUAUGAAGGCACUGAUGAUAAGGCUCGAAGAGAUUUGGCCACGGACCUUUCACUGAUUGAAGUAAAAUUGGCAGCUGCUGGCAGAGUUAAAGAUGAGUUCAGUGUUGACAAAGACGCAUCCCUGCAUAUCUCUGGUGACAAAUUGGGUCUGGGCAGAGAGUUUGACCAAGAGAGGAAAGUUAAUGAUAAACUGGAUACUGUACCAGAAAAGAGUGAAGAACAUGCUGAUUCAAAAGAACAUGGCAAGAAAACAGAAGAAGCUGUCGAUACAGUGGACACAUUUGGAUUAGGAGUAACCUACGAACAAGCUUCAGCCAAAGACCUGACACCAUCAAAAGAUGCACCAUCUGAGAAAGCAGAGAAAAAUCUUAGUGUAGUGCCAGAGGUAGCUGAGGUAGAACCAUCCCAAAAAGAUGAACAAGGACUGGAUUUUGCUGCCAAGAAAACUGCCCAGGGUCCAUUAGAUGUCAAAAUUAGUGACUUUGGACAGAUGGCUUCGGGGCUACACAUAGAGACUGGAAAGGCAACAGAGUUUAAACUCGAGGCCACACAGGACCUGACCCCUUCAUCCAAAGUGCCUCAGGAUGCAGAUGCAUUUAUGGGUCUUGAAUCUGGCCACAUGAAAGAAGGUGCCAAAGGCAUUGAAACCGAAGUCAAAGAGAAGGUGGCCAAGCCCGACUUGGUGCACCAAGAGGCUGUGGACAAGGAAGAGUCCUACGAGUCGAGUGGCGAGCACGAAAGCCUCACCAUGGAGUCCUUGAAACCCGAUGAGGGCAAGAAGGAAACCUCUCCAGAAUCGUCUCUGAUCCAAGAUGAGCUUGCCAUCAAACUGUCCGUAGAGAUCCCUUGUCCCCCUGCCAUCUCCGAGGCUGAUUUAACCACAGAGGAGAAAGCUGACACUCAGAUGGAAUUUAUUCAACUGUCAAAAGAUGAAAGCAAAGAAACCCCAGAUAUAUCUAUCACUCCCUCAGAUGUUACGGAGCCAUUGCUUGGGCCAGUUGUGUCUGAACCCGCAGAGGCUCCGAGUGAGGAAGAAGAGAUAGAAGCCCGGGGAGAAUAUGAUAAACUACUCUUCCGCUCAGACACCCUUCAGAUGACUGACCUGGGUGUCCCUGGUGGCAGGCAGGAAUUUGUGGAGACCUGCCCAGGUGAACACAAAGGAGUGAUCGAGUCUGUUGUGACCAUCGAGGAUGAUUUCAUCACUGUAGUGCAAACCACCACUGACAAAGGGGAGUCGGGCUCCCACAGUGUGCGCUUUGCAGCCCUAGAGCAGCCCGACGUAGAAAGGAGACCGUCCCCUCAUGACAAAGAAGAGCUCGAAGUAGAAGAGGCAGCUGAAGCCCAGGCAGAACCCAAGGAUGGUUCCCCAGAGGCCCCUGCUUCCCCAGAGAGAGAAGAGGUUGCCCUCUCAGAAUAUAAGACAGAAACCUAUGAUGAUUACAAAGACGAGACCACCAUUGAUGACUCCAUCAUGGAUGCUGACAGCCUCUGGGUGGAUACUCAAGAUGAUGAUAGGAGCAUCAUGACAGAGCAGUUAGAAACUAUCCCUAAAGAGGAGAAAGCUGAAAAGGAAGCUCGGAGACCAUCUCUGGAGAAACAUAGAAAAGAAAAGCCUUUUAAAACCGGGAGAGGCAGAAUUUCCACUCCUGAAAGAAAAAUAGCUAAAAAGGAACCUAGCACAGUCUCCAGAGAUGAAGUGAGAAGGAAAAAAGCAGUUUAUAAGAAAGCUGAACUUGCUAAAAAAACAGAAGUUCAGGCCCACUCUCCCUCCAGGAAAUUCAUUUUAAAACCUGCUAUCAAAUAUACUAGACCAACUCAUCUCUCCUGUGUUAAGCGGAAAACCACAGCAGCAGGUGGGGAAUCUGCUCUGGCUCCCAGUGUAUUUAAACAGGCAAAGGACAAAGUCUCCGAUGGAGUAACCAAGAGCCCAGAAAAGCGCUCUUCUCUCCCGAGACCGUCGUCCAUUCUUCCUCCUCGCCGAGGUGUAUCAGGAGACAGAGAUGAGAAUUCCUUCUCUCUCAACAGUUCCUUCUCCUCCUCAGCACGGAGGACCACUCGGUCAGAGCCAAUUCGCAGAGCAGAAAAAAGUGGCACCUCGACGCCCACAACCCCUGGAUCCACGGCCAUCACUCCUGGCACCCCACCAAGUUAUUCUUCACGCACACCAGGCACUCCUGGAACCCCGAGCUAUCCCAGAACCCCUCACACACCAGGAACCCCCAAAUCUGCCAUCUUGGUGCCCACUGAGAAGAAAGUCGCCAUCAUACGCACCCCUCCAAAAUCUCCUGCUACUCCCAAGCAGCUCCGGCUCAUUAACCAGCCACUGCCAGAUCUGAAGAAUGUCAAAUCCAAAAUCGGAUCAACAGACAACAUCAAAUACCAGCCAAAGGGGGGGCAGGUUAAGAUUUUAAACAAGAAGAUCGAUUUUAGCAAAGUUCAGUCCAGAUGUGGUUCCAAGGAUAACAUCAAACAUUCUGCUGGGGGCGGAGAUGUGCAAAUUGUUACCAAGAAAAUAGACCUAAGCCAUGUGACAUCCAAAUGUGGCUCUCUGAAGAACAUCCGCCACAGGCCAGGUGGUGGACGUGUAAAAAUUGAGAGUGUAAAAUUGGAUUUCAAAGAAAAGGCCCAAGCUAAAGUUGGUUCGCUUGAUAAUGCUCACCAUGUACCCGGAGGCGGUAAUGUCAAAAUUGACAGCCAAAAGUUGAACUUCAGAGAGCAUGCCAAGGCCCGUGUGGACCAUGGGGCUGAGAUCAUCACACAGUCCCCAGGCAGAUCCAGCGUGGCGUCGCCCCGACGACUCAGCAAUGUCUCUUCUUCUGGAAGCAUCAACCUGCUCGAAUCUCCUCAGCUCGCCACUUUGGCUGAGGAUGUCACUGCUGCACUUGCUAAGCAGGGCUUGUGAAUAUUUCUCAUUUAGCAUUGAAGUAAUAAUAUUUAGGCAUGAGCUCUUGGCAGGAGUGGGCUCUGAGCAGGUGUUAUUCUCAUUCUUUGAAAACCAUAAAAUAAAUAAUCUCAUCCCCAAACUGUAGUCAUUGUUACAAUUUUAUAUUUAAAAAAUGAAUAGUAUAUGCAGAAAUUGACCUGAUUUCCAUUUGCAACAGGAAGACACUGGCUUUACAUGGGUACAAUUGGACAAUUAUUUUUGCUCUGCUCUGUUUUGCAUGAGUAUUAUUACUUUUUUAAAAAAUUGCAUUUUUACCUUUCAUGUGCCUGAAGGCUCUCCACUACAUUCUGAAAGGCCUUGUUAAAAUCCAAGCUGCUCAUUUCACUAUUCUGUUUCUGAGUGAGACAAUAAAAACUGCCCAUUGUGACUUAUUACAGGUUAAAUUAAAUCAAGGAGUCUGAUUGCAGGAAGGGAAGCGCAUGUAAGAAAUAAGUUUUUUUAAGUGUUAUUUUGUAUAAAUGGGAAGAAAGAUUCGAUUAAGUUAUUAACAUUUGGGACCUGGAUAAUUAUAUCAGAGUAUGUCAACCCAAGAAAUUAUUUAACUAAUUAAAAAAAUAGUUACAAAGCAUUUGAGCUGUGGUUGAGGAAGUGGUAUAAAAGUGCAUCUCGUAGAAAGGAUGCACUUUCAUUAGGAUGGACUUGUGUCUGAUUAGAAUGUCAGGUGAUUGGCUAGAUUUGUGUCCAUACUAACAGUUUCACACCCCCUUUUCAUCUGUUUGAUACAGUAUUAUAGAUAUAAAUAUAUAUAUAUAUUUCUCUGUGGCCAUUUGUGAUACUUCCUCAUAUACUUGAAUAUUAUACUUCUUUAUUCACAGUAUCUGUGUCUCCUGCACCUUUGGUGUUGCAAUUUUAGAUAUGUGAAAGUAGAUGUUAGCAGGGUUCUCUCCCUACUUAAAAAAAAAAAUUAAAAAGACAAAAAAUUUUAGCAUGAAGUUGCUUUCUAUCACAACUCAAAGCUGUAACCCUGUUUUAGUGCCAGAUACAAGUCUCUCCCGUAAUGCUAGAAAAAAAUUAUUUUUCUCUGCUUUCACCAACAUGGAGUUUGUGGGGGUGGGUCCAGUUAUACAUGAAAGGGUUUACAGAUUGUUGGUUCAAGAUUAUGAAUUUAUCUCAUUUUUAAUCACAGAAGAGUUCUGGUUUUCUUCCUAUAAUUAUUCAUGAACCCAACAAGAUUUUUUUCUUUUUCUUCUUCUUUUUUUUUUUUUUUCCAUUUGCUAAAGUUGAAACUAACAGUGGUCGUCUGGAAUAUGUUUUCUUAUUUUUUUCCAAAUGGUAUCUAUUUGUUAAACUCUCUAAUAGAAGACACUUGGCUUUCUUACCCAAACUAAAGAUCCCUUGAACAAAAAGAAAAAAACACAAUAUUUUGUGAAACUCUAACUACAAAACAUUUGAGACACAGAUAUCUAAAUCAGUUUUUUUUCAAGACUCUAAAAUUGUGCUCUGUAAAGGAACGCAGUGUGACUUAGUAUAUUUAUCAGUAGAUGAUAUUGUUCUGACUUUAUAUAUAAUCUUAAAAUCAGAAGGCAAUUAAUUAAUUCGUCUCACAAAUCAUUCAUCUCAGACUUACAAUAAGCAAUGACAUAGUCAAUGGCCUGAAUAGGGCAAAAAGCUACCAGGCUGGUUGGGCAUUUUUUAGUGUUUUAUCUGUUCUUUUUCUUGCUCAGGGCUGGUAGGCUAGACAUGAAUGAUUACAGACAAAUUGUCUGCUAGGUGUUUGAUUUCUUUGAGCCAUAUCAAUUCCCAAAUAUAAAGAAGGAAAUGAUGAGCAUGGACUGAGGCAACGAGGCAGUAUAGGAGCAUCUAAGAAAACAGCCAAGGUAUGUAAAGACAGAGAGACACAGCUGCCAUACUGUGACCCUGUGGAUCUGGCAACGUGUCAUUGCUGCAAGAGAAACCUAGGAGCAAACCCACACCUUUCAUUCUCAGCUAAGAGAUUUUACACAGGCAAACAGUCUUAAACCACUUAUCAAUUAGUUAUUUUAUAUGACAGUCAAAAACUUAGAAGCUACUGAGUGUAACCAUGAAUGUGUCUAUUUUCCGCCUAGUAACUGCUGUGAAGUUCAAUUAGACCAAUCUGGGCAAUUUAUUCAUCCACUUCCUUUGAAAUGCUCCAGAAAAUAAGAGAAGAAGAAAUGGUUGUGUGGAGACUUAUGGUACUUGAUAGCAUGUUUUGAUAGUGCUAGAUAGUGAUUAAAGUUCUCCAGAAAGAAGUUAACAGCUGGUUAGAAACGUUUUAACCUAUGAAGCAAGAAUUUUUUUCACCUUUGUUUAAAUUUUUUAAUAAAAGUUAGGACUAAGUAAACCUGCUCUACAUAAUAAAAUUUGGUUUCUUACAAACGUCCAAAAUAAAGAUUAUAGAAGGCACUAAAUUAUUAGAUUCGAUAUUAAAACAAAUGUCUGUUUUGAAUUACAACAAAAUUAUAAUUCAUAAAUGUUCUUGCUUUGUGUGGAAACGCAAUUUUUUUUAUAAAAUUAGCAAAAGGAACUGAUCAUUUAUACCGGUUAAAGAGAAACACACAGGCUAAAUGUCUUCUUGUGGGGAGAAGGGGGAAAGCCCAUCUUGCACUCUCAAGAUAACGACUCAAAUUAAGCUUUCUGAGCACCACUCUUGUGGGGACACACAUGCGCUGAUCUAGAAUUGAAAUUUCUAUGGUCUCAGCUCUAGAUCUACUUUUGCCAGUUUCUCUCUGGCUUUAGCCUUUGAGAACCUGUUUAAGGAUACAUAAGUAAUCCAGAGUUCUGAAGAGUUAAAAGGCCAACUUCUCCAGGGAGCUCUCUGGGUCACCUGCAACCAAAAAUUGGACACCUUACAAUGAUGCAGGAAAGACCCAACUUCAUGAUGAGUUUCAAAGGCCAUGUUCAUUUAGGAACCAACUCUCUCUGGAUUCACCUGCUGAAUUCCAGCAGGGUGGUGGGCUGAAGUCCUACCUCCAAGCAUGACACCUGUGUAACACCAGCCAGGCAUGGCAGAAGGCUAAAGCAAGGAUGGUAUUAAAUAGAAGAAUGUACCAAUUCUCCACACAUACAGAUAGUAAAACAGCAGGCCUGGAAUAAUCAGACAAAAUAUAACAUAAUAUUUUAUUAAAGAAAUAAUCUGUGCUCAAUUCUGAUACAGCUGCAACUAUAAUUUUUCUAUUUUUCGUGCCAUAAAAAGGAAAAUAAACUAUUCGUGGCCUAAGUAGCAAAGAUAAAGUAGAUUCAUGGGUUGGGAAAGCAAAUUCUAGGCAUUCCUUCGAAGACUAAUGUGCUAAAAACAACACUGAUGUUUGUUUCUUCACACCCAGGAUUUUUAGCCUGUGUGUGUAGGUGGAGGCCAAGUCCCUCUGCAGGAAAAAGCUUAUUUUCAAACUCAGAAAAUGUCAAUCAUAGAAAUCCAUUUCAACUUUAGCAAAAAGAAAAAAAAAUCAACAAAAAGUAUACUCUGUAUGCUGGGAUUCCAAGGUUCUAACACACCGUUAUAAAUCUGUGGGGGGUUUCUUUCUUCUAAUAAUUCUAGAGCCUGUUACCAUAGAAAGGCGUUUCUUCGAUGGCUGGUUGUAGUUAGUUCAUGUUUUUCAAUCAAAUUUGCAAAUGUAUUUGUUGCUGUAUAGUGAUUGUUUUGCAAAAUAAAAUUGCUUGUCACCUAA